Penicillium alfredii is the source of this 1938-nucleotide messenger RNA. RefSeq names its product Clr5 domain-containing protein. The record is from RefSeq and is a predicted model, not a curated record. The transcript has 2 exons. NCBI's taxonomy places the organism in Eukaryota, Fungi, Ascomycota, Eurotiomycetes, Eurotiales, Aspergillaceae. Bases 1 to 1938 code for a protein of 645 amino acids.
AUGCGCAAGUGUCGCCUCUGGGUGUCUCGUCUUCUGCUCUUCCACUACGGCGCACAGCAGCGACAACAAACGCCUGAUCGGUGCUCCACAUCUCUCUGCUUUCGGGUUUGUUCCCCACAGCCGCACCUCCACGGAGGGAGGGUGUCCUCUACCAUGGUGUACGACUGGGCUGGGAAGCGGGACAUCUGCUACCAGAUGUACAUCCAAGAUAAAAAGGCGCUGGAGGAGAUCAUGGAACACAUGCGAACCGCCUAUCAAUUCGCGCCAAGUAAACGUGCCUUUCAGACCCAGUUUAAACGAUGGGGUUUUCCUUCAAAACAAAAUCCCGCCCACAAGAACGUCGAUCUUGUCGCCCGUGUCAAACAGCUAUGGGAGAAAAACACAAGCCAACGGGACAUGCUCAGGAUCUUGAACGAGGAAGGUUUUGAGAUCAAGGAGAGGGAACUGAUGCGUGUGCGGGCGAAAAAUCGCUGGUUACUUCGUGUUCCCAAUGGCAUGAAGUCCCAAUCCACCGCCGAGACACGAGCGACACAGCCGGAGGAUGAAGGAUUACUCGCUUUGCAACAGGAGGUCUACAAACAGGAAGGGGCAUUUGAUGACGCUGACUCGCUUGCUGCAGAACCAGCGGCAGAGCCCUCCACGUCACCGGGUCUCUCACCCGAAGUCCUAGCAAAACGAAAAGAGCGACUGGAACGUUUGAAAACAGAGAGUGCGGAACGUUGGGCCUCCAGGAAGCGUCGUCGCCGGACCCGCGGAUGGGCUGGAUUACCGGCAGAUCCCCCGGGUCCGCCUCGCUUCCCCUCGGAGACCACGAUUGAUGAGAGUAAGCAUUAUCUCAAUCUAGACAAUGCAAUGUACCGCCAGAUCCGCGAUCAUUUUCAGAAAAUCUGCGAGGAUUCAGGGUUCAUCAAAAAAACGGCAGCCGGCCCGGAAAGGUGGCAAGCGGCGAAGGACCGAUUAAUUCAAGAAUCUCCACAUCUCCAGCAGGUAUUCCACAUAGAGCCGAAUCAACGCGACGCCAAGGCCCUUGCUUUGGAUGUGGUCUGCACCGAUGUCACCAAGCGUAUGAGAACUCUCGAGAGGCGGAUGACCAUUGCAGAGGCCAAAAACGCGCUGGGGAUCAACCCGGAGGAAAGUCGACACAUUCGCAACGCCUUUUAUGACACGCUCAAAGCGGAUCAUUUUACCAGCAAAUUGGAGGCCGGCGAUGAGCAUUGGAAAGAGCUCAAGGAACAAUGGGUUGCGAAUACGGCACUGUUGCAGCAAAUUCUCGCCCCAGGCCCCGCCGAUCCAGAUCACACCACGAAAGUGAAAGCUCUCGAGGUACUCUGUCGUGAUGUCAUGAAGCGACUACGCGAUGACCAGACAAAGCGCGAUCCCUCGCGCAAGCGAUCAGUAACAGAGUCCGAGUCUCAAAACUCCGUACCAGCCAACCCCGUUAUAGGGAAUGUGCUGGACAAUGGGAUCAGUAAUGGAAUUAGCACCCUCGCCUCCCAGGCGCUUGCCAGUGCUCCAAUUACCGCAAGCGAGAUUGGCGAUAUGCAGAUUGAUCCGUCGCUCCUUCAGGCAGCUAAUGACCCAUCCUUCUCGGCGAACACGCAGCAUGAUGGUGGCAAUGCCUUCCAAUAUGUGGACCCUAUGCUUCAACCAACGCUUUUACAUACUCCAGUCCAUCUUCAAAUUUGCCCACAGGACCCCCAGGGGCCUGCAGUUAAGACCUGGCUUGAGAAAUUGGCAACACGAACGGUUGAAGAACUCCGACAAUCGGUUGCUGCCAGAUAUCCCUAUUCGAUCAUCAUCAAGAUUGAAGGCAUUGAUCGGGAUGAACAUGGGAAUGAGCUUUCGUUCUCGAUUGAUGAAGAUCAUGAACUGGACUCCUAUUUGGCCCAUGUGCACGGCAGAAAGGCAUUGAUUGUGUUGACCUUGAGCCAGAUCUAA